Molecule: messenger RNA, 786 nt
Organism: Helianthus annuus (common sunflower)
Lineage: Eukaryota; Viridiplantae; Streptophyta; Magnoliopsida; Asterales; Asteraceae
Product: hypoxanthine-guanine phosphoribosyltransferase
Exons: 3
Coding region: 63-647 (194 amino acids)
Biological process (GO): IMP salvage; GMP salvage; guanine salvage
Molecular function (GO): hypoxanthine phosphoribosyltransferase activity; magnesium ion binding
Source: RefSeq, a predicted model, not a curated record
AAUAGCAUACCCCACCCCAACCCACUAGCCAAGCCAAAGCUUUCAAUCAAAUUCAAAGCAACAUGUCGUCGUCGUCGUCCAUCCACGACGACAUACUCACCGUCCUCUGGUCACCAGACCAACUCUCCCACAAAGUUUCCGACUUAGCUUCACAAAUCACCAAUGAUUUCUCAUCCUCCUCUUCUUCUCCUCCUCCUCCUGUCAUCGUUGGCGUUGCAACCGGCGCCUUCCUCUUCCUUGCGGACCUCGUACGCAACAUCAACUUGCCCCUCACCGUCGAUUUCGUUCGAGCUGAAUCCUACGGCUCCGGCACUGUUUCCACCGGUGUUCCCAAGCUCUCCUGUGAUGUCAAGCUCGAUGUUGCUGGAAAACAUGUCGUUUUGGUGGAGGAUAUUGUGGAUACAGGAAACACUGUUUGUCGUCUCAUUUCUUACUUGGAAGCCAAAGGGGCAACUUCGGUUUCUGUGUGUACUCUUCUUGAUAAACCAGCGAGAAGAAAGGUUCAUUUUGAGCUCUUGGGCGAUGGCAAGUUCUAUAGUGGUUUUGAGUGCCCGGAUUACUUCGUUGUGGGGUACGGUCUGGAUUUCAACGAAAAGUACAGAAACUUGCCUUACAUUGGAGUCUUGAAGCCCGAAAUAUACAAGUGAUCGAGACAUGUUAGGAUUUCAUAUAAGACUUGCUGGUUAAGUGUAGUUAAUUGAGUAUUUGAAUGCUGGAGUUGAGAGAUCUAUGAGUAUUUAUAUGCUGGAGUUAAGAAAUCUAUAUUGGCUUUUCUUGUGGUGACCA